AUUUUAUCGAUUUUAAGAAUUAUCUUUUAUCUUGAUGAUUCUUAAGUAAUUCCUAUUCUUAAGGAGUUUAUCGAUAAUCUAAAUUUAUAGAUUUCAAAUACUCGCUAACCGUAAAAUUCGCAUUCAUUAUCGCACAAAUAAAACAUACUUAAAACAAAAUGUCUUUAACAUCAGCGCAAAAACUUGUUUGCAAAAUUUCCAGCGUUUUGGGAGGACUGCAGGGAUUGGUUUGGACUGGCCUGUCUUUGGCUUGUAUAGUAGUUUAUUACAGUGACCAUCAACCUGAUGAAGACCCAACAACUUUUUCAAAGUUGUUGAAUUUACUAAUUUAUUCAUUAUAUCUUAACAAAGAAACGUCAAAUGCAAUAUCAGAAUCAAUAACCAGGACAAUCAGAGCUCAAGAUUUCGCGGUUAUAAUGUGGAUAUACUUUUUCCUCAGCGUAGGAAUCUUGGCUACAUCAAUAGACUUACUUUUCGCGGUACGUUCCAAAAAGAAUAGAAAAUCUAAGUCAAUGAUAUUUUGGGGUGUCCUAACUGGUUGCAUAUCUUUAAUUGAUGUGGUGUUCACCUCGCUACUUUUGAGAGAUUUUACCAAUUGCCCGAUAAAUUCAUUAGAAUGUCGAUUAGCAGUAGGAGUUGUUAUGACCAUAUCAGCCAGGGGAUUUACAUUAUUGUUUGUCAACGGAUUUUUGAGUUAUAAGAUGAUAAAAAUUGGAAUACAGGUGGAAACUUUGGCAAUAAUUAAGAACAGCCCUUAUGAUGUAAACAUCCCCAGAGUGAAAAUUCCAACAGAAGGAAACAUGUCAUCGUUCGGAAGAUCAGUAUCCCAACAAAACGAAUACAAUGAUCGCCCUUCAGCUCCAGAUAGAAGAUAUGUUUAUUAAGGUUAACAAUUUCGAUUAUUUAUUUGUAAUUUAAAGCCAAUCGAUUGUCUCGCGAAGUGCGAUUUUUUUUAAUAAACCAUUCCUUUAAUAAAUCGUUCUAAACACCCAUCGUUAAUCGAUCGGAACGACUUUGGUGGAACAUUGUAUGACACCGUAUUCUCCUUUCUCCGACCACUUUUCAUCUUUCGCAUCGAGCUCCAGCGCUACGUUUUUCGGUACGCCGCAAAUAAUAUCGGCUUUAACUGUUCUUAUUAUACACAACGCCGUCGGAUUGAAAUUCCGCAAACCCUCGUCUACGGAAGUGGACGGCUCCCAGUUUAACUCGCCGAACAACUUCCUAUAAUUCAAAUCCCCUUUGAAAAACACAGCUUUCGCCUGCGCCAAUUUCCUGUACAAAUCCGGGUCUACCUUGGCCAUGUAGGAGAAAUCGAACGGCAGCGUCCAAAAGUCGUAAACGUAUAUGACCCAUUUCUUUUUGUCGAUGUAGUCCGUCCAUCGGUGGCCCAGCUUGCGCAUCGAUUCCUUCGGGUUGAGUUUCAUUUGGUCCAGCAUCCAGAAGACGUCGUGCUUCAUUACGUCCGAUAUGAACCAGGGCAUGGCUUUUACGUAGAAUCUAAUUGUGCGCGCCAUCUUGUGUGUAAGCAUGUAAUCUGCCAAGCAGAGAUCGGUGAAGACUUCGUAACCGGCAUUAUCGAAUACGAUAUCUGUAAGGAAUAUCAUCACAACAUUCGAUUUUUUUUUAUUUGAGUAACGAGUGUUUACCGAUGUACUCGUUAGAUGCUCGGCUUGUAACAGCUUCCCAGAUUUUUUCGCUGUGAUCGCACAGGAUGUAGGGAUCUAGUGCUUCGACAUCGAAUAGUGUAUUGUCGUCUCCGACUUUACCUAACGACAGCGACAGGUCACAUUUGUUGCCCCAUAAGUUCAUCUGGAACAUUUUGAAUGUCAAGUAUGAUGUGGAUAAUACGAGAAUACAUUUAUACCUUAAUUAGUUGAAUGAAUGUCGCCUUUUCCGCGCGCUGGGUUAGGACAAGAGUAAUAAAUUCGCUCAUUUUUUCUAUUAAAGGUAUAGCGGACAUGUACGAUUGUUGUUUGUGAGAUUGGAAAUAAUCGAAAUCUUUGAGGAUAUGCCUGAAAUACAAUUUUUUUUUUUAUAUUCUAAUAACACUUCGUUACUGUUACUUACUUAGUUUGGAAAGACUGUCGAAUUCUUCUAUACAUGUAGCACUCGGUGAGUAGCCAUAUGGUAUGGAAGUGAGUUGUAUGUCCUUCGAUAAGCGAUAAAUUUUGGAUAUGUUCAUUAUAUAUUCUCACAUCUGGAGGUGAUGUACCAAAUAAUUUAUCUUCGAUUAAAGGUUUAAUCGGUUUGUUCGUUUGCAACUCGUAUUUGUAUUGCGACAUUUCCCCGAUGAUUUGCUUCAAUUCCUCUUG
This is a messenger RNA of Phyllotreta striolata, 2312 nucleotides long. Lineage: Eukaryota; Metazoa; Arthropoda; Insecta; Coleoptera; Chrysomelidae. The record is from the annotation of a GenBank genome assembly.